ACACUCUCCAUACCACUAGGUGGUGGUGUUGUGAACGUUUUUUUCCUCCCCCAACCGUUACUUAAAUUUGAGAAGGAGAAGAAGAACGAUCUUCUCGCGUGAUUUCACUCAAAAAUAACGCGGGACAGUCGGUUAAAACGUAAACAGUUUGCAUUCAGCAGAAAUGUCGCAAUGGUUAUUUACUUAUAACAUUAGCUAAAAUAGCUUUAUACGGUGUCUGGUUCUCUUUAGUUGGCAAAGCUUAGUCGUGGUCUGACAUAUUUUCUGUGACUUCAGUUAAUUUUUGUAAAAGUUAAAGUUUCAAGGUCUGUUAGCUGGUUUUAGCUUGGCGAGCUAAUGGAUUUUACGGAGGACUUGUCUGCUCGGGUCCUAAUCAACCAAAUUCUGAACACAGAGCUUCCCAGGACUCCAUUUACCCGAAGUGAACCCCAGGCACCAAGUGGCAGCGCGCCCCGACGUAGCAGCAGGUUAAGGAAAGAUGCUGAGCCCCAAACCCCGCAGAACAUCCUGAGGCGCAGCCAAAAGCAUAAGAUCCGUGAGAGUAUAACCAGAAAAUCCAUGCCUUCUACUAAAAGAAGAACUUCCGUCGUGCUCAGAAAGAGAGCUUCUUCCACUGCCAUGUUUUCCACUGAUGGAGAAACUCCCAGGCAUUUACUCAUGAACAUACUACAGACAGACCCUGUGAAAUCCCCUGUUGUUCACGAAGAAGUGCCGCCUGCAGAACCACAGCCCCCUUCAGCUGACAAUACAGUUACUACAUCCCAUUCUAGCGUUGAGCUGUCAGGACUGGAUCUGUCUGAUGUAACACUGGGGAACGAAGCAAGCUCCACGGAGGGUCUGAGCAGGAAGAGGCCACGUCGAAGCCUUAAUGUUUCUGCUUUUGCAAAACGACUUAAAGACCAAAAUGAAGAUAAAGCAGAUAGUUCAAUAGGGAGCCAUUCAUCAGUUUCUUUAUCAAGCUUCAGCUCCCUGGAUCUGAAAACACCCUUUGUUGAGGUUCAUACUGAGAAGAGAGGCCUUCAGAGGCGUGCGUCUAACCGCAGGAAGAUAACAGUGGAGGACUUUAAUGCAGCUCUGGAGAAACAACAGAUAGAAGGCCACAGACUACAGAACCAGAAUCUUGGCGAUGACACUAAUUUUGAGGGGAUCACGUUGGGUCUGAGCAAACUCAGCGAACCUGAUGUCACAGAGGAUAUCAUGAACUGUCACACAGCUCUGUAUGACCAUCAGGAUGCAGCGACGUCUGGCAUUUCAAUCAUUGCAACUCAGGAUAAACCCACAGUCUUUGCUUCUCAGCUUCAAAGAGAUUUACAGGAGGAGGAAGAGGAGCAGAGUGAGAAAGAUGGGAAGGAAUUAGUAGAUAUAAUUGAGGAAGAAGAUCCUGCCACAGACCCUGACGGGGAUGAAGGUGUUUCUGACUCUCAGGACAAGGACUCUGCUGAUAAAGCGAAACCAGAAGAUGCUGAAGCUGAGGAUCCACCCGAUAGUGCUUGUGAUUCUGCUCUUUUGUUUAAAUUGGAGGAAAAGAAGGACGCAGCUGGUUCUCAGACAUUCGAUCUAGGUGAUGAAGCUCAGUAUGAGGAAGAGGCUGUUGCUGAUCCACAUUCUGAAGAUGAUAAAGGUGGCUCUGAGUCAGAGCAAGACAAGGCUGAGGAUGAACAGAAAAACCAAUCUCAAACUGAAGAAGAAGCUUCAGCUCAUUCUCAGGCCAAAGACUUUGAAGACGCUCAGUCAGAGCAAGGCGAGGCAGCAGUGGGGAGUCCAACUGAGGAUGAAGGUAUGGAUCAAUCUCAGACUGAGGAAGAGGCUGCAGUUGAAUCUGGGUCUGAGAAAGAGGAAGCUCUAGUGAGUUCUCAAACAGGGGAUGAGGCCAGGGAUCGAUCUCUGACGGAGGAAAAAGCUGCUCUUCCUGAGAACCAGGAGGCUCCUGCUGAUUAUCGGUCGGAACGCGUUGAAGAAGACCCUCAGUCUGAGCAAGACGAGGCUGUAGUGGGACCUCCGGCGGAAGAAGAAGGUAUGGAUCGAUCUGAAACUGUGGAAAAAGCUGCUGUUCAAUCUCAGACCUUUGACCUUGAGAAUAAAGAUGAAGAAAUAGCAACUGAAUCUCAGCCUGAAGAUACUGGAGCAGCUUCUCAGUCUGAGGAAGAGGAAGCUUUAGUGAGUUCUCAAACAGGGGAUGAAGCCAGGGACAAAUCUCUGACAGAGGAAGAGGCUGAUCUUCCUGAAAACGAAGAGGCUCCUGUUGAUCAUCAUUCUGAAGGCGUUGAAGGAGACCCUGAGUCUGAGCAAGACAAGGCUGCAGUGGGACCUUCGGUGGAAGAAAAAGGUAUGGAUCGAUCUGAAACUAUGGAAAAAGCUGCUGUUCAAUCUCAGACCUUUGACCUUGUGGAUAAAGAUGAAGAAGUAGCAGCUGAACCUCAGCCUGAAGAUACUGGAGCAGUUUCUCAGUCUGAGGAAGAGGAAGCUGCAGCUGGCUCUCAACCCGAGGGCGAAGGUGGAUCAGAAACCCAAGCAGAGGAAGUCACGGUUAAUAAAUCCAGAAGUGAUGUUCAAGAAGAGUUUGACGCUGAGGGGGGUGUUGCAGUUAGUCAGACUGAAGAAGACCAUCACAAGGAUGAAAGAGAGCAGGAGAAAGAGUGGAGAUCGGAGCAUCUUGAGCACGAUGUGAGGUACAUCAGUCACAGGGCUUAUCGCUCUGAGGGUAGACUCAUUCCUCUCAAGCGAAGAGAUGAUCCGACUGAAGCUCCUGCUGCAGGUCGGUCUUACACCAUGUCCAAAGGCCCCAGUGCUCUGGGUUUAAACAGCAGCACUGAAAUGGGAAGCCAGUUCCAAAGUGGAAUUUCAGAUUGGCCUAAACCCUCGCUCCAAGAUCAGGAGGACGACUCCGGAGCAGAAAAGGAUCCGAUGGGCGGAGAAAACACCUCAGCUCACCAGAUUUGCCAUGAUGUUGAAGUCUGUGAGCAGCAGAGUGAUCCCCCCGCAGAGGAAGUUCCUUCUGAGGAUGCUGGGGAACAGGAAGAAGAGUGGGAUGAGGAGGAUGAUGAUGAAGUCCCCACCAAGACACCAGCGUUUGUCAGAGAGAAGAGACACGUUUUUGUCAGCAAUGCUCAAGCAUCGCCUUCGGUUUUUAGAAAGGAUAACAACGCAAUUACAAGUGACACUUUACCUGCAGCUAAACCAAAGCAGGUUAAACGCAGGAAAAACGAACAGUCCCGAAAGGAAACCGUCCUCCCUAAAAGCUACCUUAUGAGUACCUUCAAACAUUUUGCCAAAACAAGAGUCUCUGCAGAUGUCUUCCCGGUCCUAAACGAGAUAAUGGAUACAUUUCUUACCCGUGCUGUUGAGGAUCUGGAGGUAUAUGCAGCCCAUGCAAAGAGAAAAACUAUUGAGGUGGAAGAUGUUAAACUUCUGUUGAGAAGGCAGGGCCACAUAAGUGACGAGGUGCCUGUGGAGGUACUCAUUGAAAAGUAUCUACGUAUGGAACAGCGAAAGAUUCUGAUCCCCAUCGCUACCAGUGGGAAUAUUGUUAUCCCGUAAAACCUCAGUUCCUCAUUUAGUUUCCAUGUAAAGCAACAAAACAUUCAUAACAGAGUCUUGUACAUGUGUUAAUAUUUCUCUAAAUGUUUACUUCAAUUAUAUAGUUCCUGUUUUUGUAUUAUAUCGGAUAGAGUUUGUAAAUGUUUAACAGUUGAAAUAGUUUUGUCGAUAGUUGUUAAGUGUUUUCACUGUAUAAUCUCUUCUCAUAAAGAAAAUAGGUUGCAAUCAAUUAUUAAUAAAGUUCUGUGUAUGA
This is a messenger RNA of Cyprinodon tularosa, 3790 nucleotides long. It is a transcript of the gene cenpt, whose product is annotated as centromere protein T. The transcript has 13 exons. Lineage: Eukaryota; Metazoa; Chordata; Actinopteri; Cyprinodontiformes; Cyprinodontidae. Gene Ontology annotation, molecular function: DNA binding; protein heterodimerization activity. Gene Ontology annotation, cellular component: kinetochore. Bases 337 to 3537 code for a protein of 1066 amino acids. The record is from RefSeq and is a predicted model, not a curated record. Gene Ontology annotation, biological process: mitotic cell cycle; chromosome segregation; kinetochore assembly.